AACAAGUCUCAGCACAAGACAUUAAUUAAUUAGCUUGAGAAACUCAUCUGCUGGAUCGAGCUUCUCUGUUAAUUAAUGGCGUCGAAAGCCUUUGCACUCGUGCUGCUGGCGGCGGCGACGCUGGCCAUGGCGGCCAGCACGGCGGCGGCGCAGAGCUCGCCGCAGGACUUCGUCGACGCCCACAACGACGCCCGCCGCGGCGAGGGCGUCGGCCUCCCCGACGUGGUGUGGAACACGACGCUGCAGGCGUUCGCGGAGAGCUACGUGGCGGUGCUCGCCGCCACCUGCAGCCUCGACCACUCGAACAGCGUGCAGCUGGGCUACGGCGAGAACCUGUACAUGGGCGGCGCCGGCAGCGCGUCGACGGCGGCGGACGCGGUCGGCUUGUGGAUGGAGGAGAAGGCGGACUACGUGUACAGCAGCAACACGUGCACGAGGGGGGCGCUGCUCGACUGCGGCCACUACACGCAGGUGGUGUGGCGGAGCACGACGUCGAUCGGCUGCGCGCGCGCCGCCUGCAGCAACGGCGGCGGUGUCAUCAUCAGCUGCAACUAUUUCCCGCCCGGCAACUUCCCCGAUCAGCGCCCUUACUAGUACACUAUACUUACUACUACAUGAAUGUACGCAUCAGAUAUAUAUUUAUAUGAAUAAAUUAAUCACGUUCAUGUAUGUAUAACAUAUACAGUACCAUAUUCGUACUUACUAUAAUAAGUAAGGCAAAUUUUUCUA
This is a messenger RNA of Oryza sativa Japonica Group (Japanese rice), 729 nucleotides long. Its product is annotated as pathogenesis-related protein PRB1-2. The record is from RefSeq and is a predicted model, not a curated record. Lineage: Eukaryota; Viridiplantae; Streptophyta; Magnoliopsida; Poales; Poaceae. Gene Ontology annotation, cellular component: extracellular region.